GGCGGGCGCGGCCCAAUGAGCGGCGCGGCCCGCGGUCACGUGCCCGCGCUUUAUAUAACCCUGGGCCGCGCGGCGGCCGUUAAGAGGUGCCGGGCGGAGCGCCAUGGGGCGGCGGCGGGCUGGGCGCUGCGGCCGGGGCUGGGGCCGCUCCGCGCCGCCUCCGCGCCCCAGCGCCCCCCGCUAGCGCGGCCGCCGGCCAUGGGCUCCCACCUGCCCCCGCCGCGGCCGCCGCGCCCCGAGAGCCGGCGCGCGCUGCAGCCGGCGGCCGAGACGCUGCCGGCGCGGAACUUGGAGGCGGCGGCGGCGGCCGGGAGCCGCGGGCCCGACUGGCAGGUGCUGCUCGGGCGCGCCGACUCGCUGGCCUGCGGCGGGAGGCUGCACGACGCCUUCCAGCUCUACCAGCUGGCGUCCCGGCACCGGCAGCUGCGGGCCGAGCAGCUGGGCAGGCUGGUGGAGUGCCUGGCCCAGAGCGUCCGGACCAAGGAGGGGCUGCCGGCGCCCGGCCUGCCGCAGCCCCGCGAGUGGGACGUCUUCAGGUGCCGCAAGUGCCAGGGCUUCCUCUUCGAGCCCGUCUCGCUGCCGUGCGGACACACCUUCUGCAAAAAGUGCCUGGAGAGGGAGCGCGCGGCCGAGUCGCGCUGCGUCCUGUGCGAGGAGGGGGGCGGCCCGGCGGCCGGGCAGCUCCUGCGGGUCAAUGUCAUCCUCAGCAACCUGCUGGCCAAGUGGUUCCCCGGCCAGGUGAAGGCGUCGCAGCUCAGGCACGAAGGGAACCUCUUAUAUAAGGAGAAGAAACUACAGGCUGCCCUGCAGAAGUACAACGAAGCGCUCAGCCUAGCUCCAAAUGACCACUUACUAUACAGCAACCGGUCCCAGAUUAACUCUACUCUGAAAGCUUGUGAAGAUGCAUUGCAUGAUGCAGAAACAGCAUGCAGACUGCAGCCGUACUGGCUGAAAGGUCACUUAAGGAAAGGACAAGCAUUAGCUAAUCUGGGGAAAACAGAAGAAGCUUUAAGAGAGUUUCUGUUCUGCCUUGCUCUAGAUACUGGGAACAAGACAGCCAAAUCUGAGGCUCAAAAGCUUCUACUUAGUUUAUUUUCACUCAUCCCGGGAAAUGCUCAGGAACACUUACCUGAUAUCCUGCAGCUGUUGUCACAUCACUCUAGAUUAAAGGGGAAUCUCCUAAAUUCAGUGGGAUCUGGAGGCACCAGCCAUAACCUACAAAGGUUGCUCAAGAUAAAUGUGGAACAGAAAAAUGGUUUUCCUGUUAAAGAGGAACAAAAUGUAACUACUUCUGGCAGUUUGAAGAAAUCUGUACAAAUUACAGAGAGUAAAAGGGACUGCUCAGAGGAGAACAAACUCACCUCCGCAUCAGAGUCUGCCUUUCUCAUUUCUGAGAAGUGCAGCCUUCUGAAAAGGAAGUGCUGCUCGGAGGAGAUGAGAAGCGCUGAGGUGCCCUGCAAGCUCAUGAAGAAAGAUACAGUUGAUAUCAAGGGAAGUAGUGCUGGGCACCAUAUUCCAUUUGAAUUUGUGGAUCCAUCAGAUUUGGAUUGCUCUCUGUGUAUGAGGCUCUUCUAUGAACCUGUCACUACACCUUGUGGGCACACAUUCUGUCUCAAAUGCCUUGAGAGAUGCCUGGAUCACAACCCAAAAUGUCCCCUGUGCAAAGAAGGUCUCUCAGAGUGCUUGGCUAUGAGGAAAUACUGUAAAACGGUACUAAUGGAGGAGUUGAUAGCUAAAUAUCUUCCAGAGGAACUCACUGAAAGAAGAAAGAUUUAUGAAGAGGAAAUAGCAGAGCUUUCGAACCUAAAUAAGAAUGUUCCUAUAUUUGUCUGCACAAUGGCUUAUCCUACAGUCCCAUGCCCUUUGCACAUCUUUGAGCCAUGUUAUCGACUGAUGAUUCGACGGUGCAUGGAGACUGGCACCAAACAAUUCGGGAUGUGCAUCAGUGACCCUGUCAAGGGGUUUGCAGAUUAUGGCUGCAUUCUGGAGAUAAGAAAUGUUGAAUUCUUUGCUGAUGGUCGCUCUGUUGUGGACAGCAUCGGCAAGAGGAGAUUUAAGGUGAUACAGCACAGCCAGCGUGAUGGCUAUAAUACAGCAGAUAUUGAGUAUAUUGAGGAUCAAAAGGUGCAAGGACAAGACUAUGCUGCAUUACUUGUUCUCCACGAUUCUGUCUAUGAUCAGGCAUACACGUGGUUUAACUCACUCAAGCAAGCGCUCAAAAGUCGAAUUCUCAGUCACUUUGGUCCAAUGCCAGCUAAGGAUCCUGACCCACAGGCUAACCCUAAUGGGCCAGCCUGGUGCUGGUGGGUCCUAGCUGUCCUUCCACUUGAGAACAGAGCGCAGCUCCCUUUCCUUGCCAUGAAAUCCCUCAAAGACCGCUUGAAUGGCAUCAGACGUGUCCUUACAUUCAUGUCUCGUACAAGAUCACGGUGAUGGUGAGAAGGAGAGCUGUGAAGUUUCCCACAGUACUUGACUGUAGAGUGUCUCCUGUAGCUUCAUCUAACUGCAAUAAUGUCUUACAGAUUUGAGUGUCAGGAUGUUUCAAGCCUGAAUUUCAAAGAAAAUAAGUUAUAAAGAGCAAAGGAUAUUUAUGGAUGCUUCAAUACUUUCCUUUUGGAACUCUCUCUGAGAUGGUUAUUCAAUCACUGCACUGCUAAAUUAAUAACAAAUGUGAUAGAACAAAAAAGUGAUCUUGUUUGCCAUAAACCUUUUAAAGAGCUUAAGAGGUAUUUUUAAUUUAUUUUAUUUUAUUUUUUGUAGUGGAUAAAGGAAAUUGUGCAGUUUAAUGUGAAGCAGAAAUAAUAAUGUUAAUGCAUUAUUUCAGUGAACUGCAAAGUCUUUUAUUCCAAAUGGUUCAGGUUUUAUAUAGCAUUGUGUAAAAUAAUGUUCACAACUUCCAUUUGAUAAUUUAUUUUUGCACUAUGAUUUUUUUUGUUUCCAAAUGUAUAUUAUUUAUGUGUACAUUCUCUAAAGGAAAAUGAGUUGCUCUAUUUAUUUAUAGUGUUAUUACCCUGUAUUUAUGACUGGGGAGAAAACAAUAUUAGCAGUGCACAAGCAGCUGCUUUGAUCAUUUUUUCAGUAUAUUUGUGUUCAAAUACUUUGAAUGUUUUCUUACUUAUCCCCAGUUCUACCGCAGCCUAAGGAUUUUUUUCCCCCCCGAAACAGCCUGCCAUGAAGUCGUCAGUAUACACAGAUUGUUUGAGAUAAUUCAAGCGUAGCUGUUAGAACUUGAUCACUUGCAACUUGGUCCCUGAUAUCACAAAACAGUCAAGCACAUGCUAAAGUGUGAGCUUUUAAGUGCUUUGCUAAAUUCAAGUAUUGACUUCAGUGGGAACUGGCCAGAGUGGUGACUAAAGGAUCCCUUAAUAUUCCACAAAACAGAGAAUAACUUGGAGUUAAAUUGAUAUCUGAACUCUUCUCGCAAGAAAGGAUAAUGGCUACGAAUGCUAAGAAAGAACCACAAUGUAUGAAAAGUGGCUACUCCUAAAAGAAAAGUUCUGGUAUCAUUUCUGUGUGGGUUAUUACAUAGAUUCUUUAUAUUAAGCCUUGUUGCUGUUAAGAUCUGUUUUAUUUCUUUUUUUAAUUGUUUGGUGGGAUUUGGUUUUAGGGGAGGGGGCUGGGGAGUUGCUUUGAACUGUAGGGCUCGAAGAGGGCAGUUUGUGCCACAUGAGAAGGAAUAUGUUUUAAUAAACAUCCUAUUUAUUUCACCCCCAUCUUCAGGUUUCUGUUAGCUUCAAAUCUCUACCCAGCCACUGCAUUUUCCUUAGCAGAGAUUGGGUAGUGUUGCUAAUAACAGCUAAUGUCCAAGGAAAACAAGUGGAUUUUAGGGUGAUCACUUCUAGCUAUAGGCAGGUAAAAACAGGACAGAAAGGAGAAGAGCAGUAACUUGGUUUUGGUUUUAAAGCAGUAGUUCACUUUUUACAGCUUUUAUUGCUUUAUGCCUGCCACUUUAUGGGAUUGAUCUUGCCUCCACUAGAAUGAAUUUGACUUUCACUGAUUUCAAUGCAAGCAGGAUUGGGCCUUUUAUUCUAAUCUACCGUUUCCCUUUUCAGUGGAAAAACACAUAGGUUGAAUUGAAAAUAUUGUAGAAUACUACCAAGUUUCUUUAUUACUUUUAUCCAGGAUAGCACUGUUUGCUGUUCCAUGCCUUCAUGGAAAAAUGCAGUAGAAUUUAAUGCAUUUUUCCAUAUGUUUUUUGUACCAUUAUUAUAUCAUCAGAAAUAUUUAUUAGUUAAGAGUAAUUUCUAUGCCAUUAAGUUUCCAUAAAACUAUCUGUUUCCCCUCUUGUUAAAUUCUAUAGGACUUUUCCAUAAGGGUACAAAGAAACUAAUGGAACUGAAACAUGUUUCAACCUUAUGAAGGAAUAUGUAUCCUGUAGUUGCAUUUAGCUACUCUAGAAAUGCUACAAGUCGUUUCCAUACUGCUAGAUUGCGUCACUCUUUUCUGUAGAUGGUACUUUACAUGCUUCUCUGUGAACAAUGUAUAGAAAUACAUACACAUUCUGAACAAUAACAAGUGUGGUGGCUGAGACCUGCUAUGGCAUUUGUUUUUAUAAGUCAAUAAUUAAGUGAUUUUUAUUUGUUUGGAAAUGAAGCUGCAUUAAAUACAAUUCUUCCUUAAACCAUUAUGUAUUAAUGCAUAACAUAAGGGGCCCAUAUUGCUCCCAUAGAAAUAAGCUGGCAUUUUUAAUUUGUAUCAGUGAGAAAAGGACCUUAAAUAUCUCUCAUUUUUAGACUUCCUUACUGAUCUUGUUCUUAUUCCUGCAUGCUACAUUUUCUACAUACUUAUAUUCUGCAUAUUUUGUUGAUUUAGAAAUUGCCAUUGGAAAGAAUCCUUGAUUUUAAGUGAUUAUUGUCCUCCUUUUUUUAAAUUUUUUUAUUAUUAUUAUUAUUAUUUUUAUUAGCCAGGGGUAAAGCUGCCAGAAUUUCCUAAGCAGAAAUUUGUGUGCAUGCACUAUGGUCAUGCACACCCAGUGCAUAUGUUGCAACCUGGAAACACUGGACCUGUUGCACUUAAUGCAUACAGUUGAUUUGCAUGUGCACAAUAAAUCCAACAUACUGAGAAAUUUGAUCUGUAUGUGUACAGCAGCAUUCUGUCCAGGACUGCUCUGUGGCCAUGCAUCCUAGAUCAAUGUAUAAAGUGUGCAAAAUCUAUCCAAGGGGGAAAAAAAUGAGGAAAAAAAUUGCUGGAACACACAAAGCUGUUCAGGAAAAGCUGGAUGAAGAGUAACCUUAGCCUUUGGUGAGUUAAGAUGAUAACAAUUCAGUAAAAAAAAAUCUUUCAAUUAUGCCACAGCAUUGUUAAUUUUUCAAUUGUAUUAAUUGGUACAGUUAUGUAAAUGCAACAUUUACUAGCAUGAAUAAACAGCUGAAUAGAUUUAAAAAUAUCUUCACUUUAAUUAUAGAUACAGCAUUGAUCAGAUAAGAUGCUAAUUGGGGGAUAUUUUAUUUAUGCUUCUCACAGUAUUCUAGAUACCUAUUUGUCCCAUACUGAGUCUUGCUGAUCUUGCUUAAAAAAAUCAUGACUUAAUCUUGCAUUUCCCAUGUGGCCAGAAGUAUUGAUUAGUCUUUGUCGUUAGGGCAUAAGGAAUACAUAAGCUUUUUGCUAGCCCUCUAUUGAGGUUAACUUCCAGUGACCUUAGAUCACUGAGUUAGGAUUACUAAAAUCAAUGGAAAUUUUUUGAUUCCAUGGAAAUAUGAUCAGUCCCUCUUAAAAGAAGGAAAAUAGAAAAAGCUGCUCCCCUGUGAGGCAGGGGGAAAAGGCUCAAACUAUAAUUAAAUAAUUGCCAGUCUCCAGGAGAAUAUCAGUGUUAAGCCACCUAAACCUCUCCUGGAGGCUUCUUGAAAGCUUUAGACUUCCAUAUGUGAGAUAGUUUUGUUCAUUUGUGAAAUCUCUUCACUCUUCUGUAAGUGAAGUAUUUAAUGCAAAUACAUUAAAUAACAAAGGCUGGCUAUGUCACCUUUCCAAAUAUCUGUAUGUAUGUGUAUGGUUUCUAAUUAAAAACAUUCUCUCAGAUAAGUAUUAUGUCCUCCAGAAAACUUAUUUAUCAUUCUCAUGUAUAGAGCAGCUUCUGACAGUCAUGGUAACUUUCCUUUGUUUUAUAUGCUACUUUGUCUGGCAAUAACUUAAAGGAAAAUAUUUCCAUGAAAAUAGCUUUUAUCCUGGCUGGCAUGACUUGGUUGAAAAUAAACCUGAGGUAGGAGUUGAUUAAUCGGGGGGAAGCGGGGGGGAAAUCAAACCUGAAAGUGAUCUCAGACACAGUUGUAGAAAGUUGUUUAGUAGCGUUAAUAAAAUGAUAGAAUGGUCUGGAUCUAAUUGACAUUCUGGUAUUAGUUUUAACUAAGUUCUUCUUAUUCCUUUAUUUUUAAUUUCAAGUGCUGCUAUCUUCUCUUCCUUUAGCUUGUAGCAAUAAGAAAUGCCAUCUGUCAUACCGAAUGGCUGACUUAUUGCUGGGCCUAUGCUUCCGUCCUGUAUGACUGACUACUCACUAACAGAACACCUGAACCACUGACUUCUUAGUCCAAAGAUUAUUUUAAUCUGAGGGGGAAAAAAAGUUUGGAUUUGGAUUUAGCGUUUAGAUUUAUGCUGCAUAGUAAACUGUAGAGGAAGAGAGCUUUAUGGAAAAUCAAGUUUUGUGGUUUAGAUGGUGAUUUAAUGAUUUCUACUUGGUGCUGGAAUUUUACUGAUGUUCAAGAUAAUGACAGACAGGAGUUGUAUUUCAGUGCAGUGUUUAGGAAUGGAGAACAUACAAACUUAUUUAAAAAAAAAAAAGCGUACAGUAACUACAAUUUACAUGUAAAACCUAAUGAAACUGUAUGUGCUUAGGGUAGUGCUCCACAAACUGUUUCAGUCUGCAGAUCCUACGUCAGAUGAGCUCAAGUCCCCACUAGUUUUCACUUAUCAGCUUUGCAAUCUAACUUGUAACUGCUGCAGCACAUAGUUUAAGAUCUGGUGAUCCGGGGUCUCUUCCAAAGCCCAGUAAAUCACUGGAAGACUUAACAGCUACAAAAAGAAGGUAAAGUUUCAGCAAAGUCACUAUUCUGAAACAGAUUGCUAAAUAAAUACUAUCUGGGAACAAGAAACUAAUCUGUUUAGUCAAGAUUAAAAUGGUGGAUAAUAAAUAAAAACUGAACUCUUACUAUCAUAUGAAGUGCUUACUAAUGUCAGAGUUUCAUAAGGUCUAAAUUAACCCUCACAUAGAAGUGCCUGUAUUGUUAUUGGUUGCCAUUCUUGAGCUUUUCCAGAAAGUCAUAGCCAUAUAUUUUAUAAAUAUAUACACAUAUGCACCUUUAAGUCUUUACAUUAAACUUGCAGAACAAAGGUUUACAGAGCAGAAGUGUAGCAAAAACAAUGUAAUAGCUUCUAUAAUUUAAUGGUAAGGGAAGGGAGAAGUACAAAAAUGAGGAGGAAAAGCCUAUCUGUGUCUUAAUAUGGCACUGUAUAGUUGUCCAAUUUAAUUCCAUCAAGCUAUGUGGUUACAGGAGUGCCAGAAAUAUAUCAAGCCAUUUUAAAUGAAAACAGUUCUUUGUGGGCUUGUGUAUUCCAUUUGUUUGUAAAGCAUCUUUUUUGUGCACUGUAAUGAACUUGAAAUGAAACAAGUUAUACUCUUUUAUCACUGAACAGAGUACUGUUCAGCUACCUCUACGUAAGAUUGAAGUACUUUAUUUUUUCCAAAUUUGUUCACAUUGUCAUAUACAAUAUAUUUUUAAAAAAAUCAUAGUCCAAAGAAUCUGUAUGUGUUUGUAGAUGUACUUAUAACUAUGUUGUACUGACAAAGUCUGUGUGGAGAGUUGUGUUUGCUAAUUAAAAUUUUUGUGUUCUUUA
Dromaius novaehollandiae (emu) is the source of this 7824-nucleotide messenger RNA. RefSeq names its product LON peptidase N-terminal domain and ring finger 3 (gene LONRF3). The transcript is spliced from 12 exons. Gene Ontology annotation, molecular function: ubiquitin protein ligase activity; protein binding. Lineage: Eukaryota; Metazoa; Chordata; Aves; Casuariiformes; Dromaiidae. The coding region runs from base 16 to 2433 and encodes 805 amino acids. The record is from RefSeq and is a predicted model, not a curated record.